Tetrahymena thermophila SB210 is the source of this 2739-nucleotide messenger RNA. RefSeq lists its product as hypothetical. The record is from RefSeq and is a predicted model, not a curated record. NCBI's taxonomy places the organism in Eukaryota, Ciliophora, Oligohymenophorea, Hymenostomatida, Tetrahymenidae. The transcript has 7 exons.
AAAAUUUUUAGUUUUCUUAAUUAGUUAUAAGAUUCGAUCAUAAAUUUUUUACUAUAAACAAAGCUAAAUUUUAAUAUAAAAAUGUUUUAAAAUGCUUAUUAAGGAGGCACUCAUGUAGAAAUAUAUGAUGCAAAAGUCAACAAAGAUAAAGAAAAAAGUUACGCAAAUCUCUAUAGAAUGACAACUCCUUAAGGAUAUUCAAAAGUAUUUGAUAAGGAUAUUAAAGGAUAUAUUUAUAGCAUAGAUGGACAUAGUACUAAAAUGAGAUUUCCAAAAGAAGAUAAAAUUGAUUUAUGUAUAGUUUAGCAUUUUCUUGUAUUUUAGAUUUAUCUACCGUUUGGUUCACCUUGGAAUUUAGAAAUUGGCAUAGCAGAUACCUAAAAGGUAAAUAGGAGAAUUAAUUUAGUAAGUGCUUUAAAUAAAAUAGAAACUAAGUAUUUUCACGUUAAAGUCCCUAACGAUAUUAUUAGACGUGGAGAAUGGUUAAACUUAAGUAUAGACGUUAAUAGUUUUAUGGAAGCUUGGAAAGGAUCCACUUUUCGUUCUAUUGAUAGUAUAACAAUCGGAUCAACCUGUAGAAUUCGUAGAAUUUUUAGUAUGAAGAAUCCUCUUUUUGAGUUCAGUUCAGAAGAUAAUGCAGAAGAGCAAAUGUAUUUGCAAUCCUCUUUAUAUAAUUAAUAAAAACCAGAAGAUAUACCUAAAAAUUUUGCCUUUCCACCUGGCUUUUAAUAUUCCAAUCAGCUAGUGAAUUAUCAAAGAAUUUUAGAUAAUGUUGAUCCAAAAUAUCUUGAAAGUAUAAGUGAUUCUGUUGAUACAUUAAAAAUGAAUAAUCCUGCUUCAUCUGUCCCAAAAUCAAUGUAUAAAAACUCUUUAACUAACAAUACCAACAAUGUUAAAGCUAUUGCUACAAAAUCAAUCAAAUAAGGCAUAGGCAUUAAUAAUAGUGUAUAAAAAUCAAUCCCAGAUGUUACUCAUGAUUUUCAUGAAAAAUCAACUAUGGGAUAAAAGUAGAUUGAAACAUAGAAAAAAUCAUAUGCUAGAAUAGACAGAAGCCCUCCUUCUAUCUAAAAUACUUAAUAGCAAAAUUCUAAAUAUAAUUCUUCAACUAAAAGAGAAUCAUCUAUUUCAAGUAGUCAUAAUUUAGAUGAAGAGCAAAAAUAUGAUACUAACUUAACAAAGGCAAAACCUCGCUAAGCUUCAAGAGAACCUGUAAGACAAUCUUUGAAAACAUAGAAACCCCCUUAACCACAAACCAAUAAUAAUAACAAUCUUUAGUAAGGGUAGCAGAUAUAAAAAAAUAUUCCUAAAUCUCCAAUAAGCUAGUCACUUAAAUCACCAACUACAUCACUUAAGGAUAUAAAUUAACCACAAAAUUCUUCAUCGAGACAGCCAACAAAGAACUAAUAAAGACAACCAUCAACUUAAAAGAAAGAAACAUCAGCUAAUAUAUAAAAAAACAAUCCUUGGUAUGCAGGUGUGAAUAAAGGUCCUAAAAAGUAAUUUGAUGAUAAAGGUUAAGAAGAUAAUGAAGAAAUAGAAGAAAAUUUGGAAGCAGAAUAUUACGAUAAAUAUGAAAUAGAUGAAGAAUUACCAUAAACAAUAAAAAAGAAAGAAUCUAAAACAAAUACUUCAUCACCCUAGAUAUCUCAAAAAAUGACCUAAUAAAAUGAUAAAAAUUUAAAUAAUUAAAAUAAAAAUAAUCUAGGAUAAGUUAAGAGUUAAUAAUUAAAAGAAAAAUCUUUAACUCAAUAACUUGAAUCUAAAAGAAAUGUCAAAAGUGCAAAUAAUUUUGGAAAAAAGGCUUCAUUAAUUGACCCGAAAAAAACAAAGGAGGGAAAUAAAAAAGACAUCCAAAAAAAAGAAAACCAAAAUGAUAAAAAUUAGAAUUUAGGAUAUGAAAACUAAAAUGCAUUUAACAGCAUGAACACAGAUUUAGAUGAAGAGAGUUAUUUCUAACUAACUUAAAAAUUUAAUACAGUUAGCGAUCCAAAUCAAUUUAAAGAUCUCUUUGCAAAUUCAAAUCGUAAAUAAAAAUAAUAAGCCGAAGAUUCUUAUGGCCAGGGCGAAUAUGAUGAUUUAGAUUAAAGAGAAAUAGAAGAAGACAUUGUUACUGAUUAAAAUCAUAAUAAUCCAUCUAUAAAUAAAAAUACAAGUCAAAAUAAAACUACCACUAAAAAUACUAAUAAUAAUAAUAAUGCUAAGAGCUUCCUUAAACAAGAUACUGUAGAGAGCAAAAAAUAUUAAACAAACCGCGAUUUCUCUGGAGAAAAGAAGAAUUAAUAGUUUGAAGAUAGCCUCGAAGGACCUUACAUUGAAAGAAACUUAGAAAACGAUGAUGAAAAUUAUCAAGAUGAGUUAAAUGAUAAGUAUGCCUCCCCGGAUAAGGAUGAUUAAGGAAAUAACUACUCUAAUCAUAAUAUUUAUGAAAAUCAUCUCAACAAAUUUAUUAAUAAUUCAUAAAGACCCUUUACACCUCCUUUUUAAGCAGUUGUUCCUUUGCAAGGAAGUUCAAUAGUAACUAAAAAAAAUAAUUAAACAGUAGUAAUUCAAAAUCAAGGCUAUUAUGAAGAUGAUGGAAAUUACAAAAAUGAAUAAAAUAAAAGCAAUAUUUCAAAAAAAUCAAAUAGAGUAGAUAAUAACGAUUUUGAAGAUUAAGAAUAGCUAGAAGUUAUUUACGAUCCUGUUCUUAACUGUUAUUAUGAUCCAAACAGCAAGCAAUAUUAUGAGCUUAAAUCUUGA